AUGUAGCAAUCUUCUCUGCCAGGAAUGGUGACAGGUCCCGCAUUAAGGCUUCCACAGGGCCCUUCCAGACCUGUAAUUCUCUGGGUCAUUUCUGUUCCAGCCUUCAGAGGUUGAGAGUGAACCUGACACAGCAAACACCUGCCCUUUCAGGAGCUCCAACCGUGCUAAAGGAGGCAGUGCCAGCGGCAGCACAACAGCAUCUCUUCCAACUGAAGUCUUCACUCAAAGGCGGCAGCAGGCGGCGGGGCUUCUCGCUCCGGCAGCGGCGGCGACAGCGGUGGCGGCUUCCGGAGUCCCGCCGCGAAGAUGCUCAAAGUCACGGUGCCCUCGUGCUCUGCCUCGUCCUGCUCUUCGGUCACUGCCAGUGUGGCCCCAGGGGCCGGGAGCCUCAUCCCGGAUUACUGGAUCGAAGGUUCCAACAGGGAUGCUUUGAGCGAUUUCUUCGAGGUGGAGUCGGAGCUGGGACGGUGGACAAAAAAAUUGUAAGAACUGAGAUAGGAGUUCUUCUUCGCCUCUCACAUCCAAACAUUAUAAAACUAAAAGAGAUAUUUGAAAGCCCUACAGAAAUCAGUCUGGUCCUAGAACUGGUCACAGGAGGAGAACUGUUUGACAGGAUUGUGGAGAAGGGGUAUUAUAGUGAACGAGAUGCUGCAGAUGCUGUUAAACAAAUCCUGGAGGCAGUUGCCUACCUACAUGAAAAUGGGAUUGUCCAUCGUGAUCUCAAACCAGAGAAUCUUCUCUAUGCAACUCCAGCCCCAGAUGCACCACUCAAAAUAGCUGAUUUUGGACUCUCUAAAAUUGUGGAACAUCAAGUACUCAUGAAGACAGUGUGUGGAACCCCAGGGUACUGCGCACCUGAAAUUCUUAGAGGCUGCGCCUAUGGACCUGAGGUGGACAUGUGGUCUGUAGGAAUAAUCACCUACAUCUUACUUUGUGGAUUUGAACCAUUCUAUGAUGAAAGAGGUGAUCAGUUCAUGUUCAGGAGAAUUCUGAAUUGUGAAUAUUACUUUAUCUCCCCCUGGUGGGAUGAGGUAUCUCUAAAUGCCAAGGACCUGGUCAGAAAACUAAUUGUUCUGGAUCCUAAGAAACGCCUGACUACCUUCCAAGCUCUCCAGCAUCCAUGGGUCACAGGUAAAGCUGCCAAUUUUGUACACAUGGAUACUGCUCAAAAGAAGCUCCAAGAAUUCAAUGCCCGGCGCAAGCUCAAGGCAGCAGUGAAGGCCGUAGUGGCCUCUUCCCGGCUGGGGAGCGCCAGCAGCAGCCACAGCGGCAUCCAAGAGAGCCAGAAGGCUAGCCAAGCAUCAUCUCUGACCCAGGAUGGCAGUGAAGAUGUUAAAGCUGUUUUGGAAGGAGAGGAAGUUCAAGGAGGUGGGGCCCAAGUGGCAGCUGAGGGGGCAGAGGCUGAGCUGAUGAAGGUACAGGCCAUAGAGGAAGUAAAAGAUGCUGAUUGCAAUGCUACCAACAUGGUGCCCAAGGCACUAGAGGAUAGGAUAGAGGUGGCUGACCUGGAAAUAGAGGAGGGCUUAGCAGAGGAGAAGCUGAAGACCACGGAGGAAGCAGCAGCCCCCAAAGAGGGGCAAGAAAACCCAGCUCUGGGAUUUGGAGCUCAGCAAAAUGAUGUGAUCCUGCCAGAGUACUGAUCUGGUUUCUUCUCAAUCUAGAAGUCAAAUUCUGGCAUCUUAUGCAUUUUGUCCUUCAACAAGGAAGGUGUGGAAGCAUGAUAUGCACUAUAGUGAUUCUGUUUUUUGAGGUGCAAAAAAAAAAUACAUAUCUAUCAGUUGGUAAUCCUAAAUUCAUGCAUGUGACUGCUUUAUGAAAAAAUAGUGUCUUCUAUGGUAUGCAAUGGAUACCUAAUGCCGAGGAGUUAAAUUUGAAAUCACAAGUAAACACAACAUAACAUUUAAAAACAUACAUGUUCAGGGACCAGUAGCACACAUUUAAGUAACUAGUAAAUUGUUAUUGCUUUGAAAACCUAGUCAUCAUACAUCCUUUAGAUUUCUUCAUAAAGCAGUAAUUCCUUUCGACUCUUGCUUCACUAAUAUUAGGUAGUGCUCUAAGAUGUGUUCCCAUUACAUUCACGAUAUCAUACUUUUCAAUGUGCUCAAACUGUCCAAUGUGUUCAAACUGUUUACACAGAGAGGGUUACAGGCUACAGUUUUAUGAUACGUA
This is a messenger RNA of Mustela erminea (ermine), 2169 nucleotides long. It is a transcript of the gene CAMK4, whose product is annotated as calcium/calmodulin dependent protein kinase IV. The record is from RefSeq and is a predicted model, not a curated record. Gene Ontology annotation, biological process: protein phosphorylation. Bases 819 to 1640 code for a protein of 273 amino acids. Gene Ontology annotation, molecular function: calcium/calmodulin-dependent protein kinase activity; calmodulin binding; ATP binding. NCBI's taxonomy places the organism in Eukaryota, Metazoa, Chordata, Mammalia, Carnivora, Mustelidae. The transcript is spliced from 11 exons.